UUUUUGAUUUUAUAAAAAUUAUAAUUUUUGGUAUUUAGUAGAAAUUUUUAGAAAAGGGUCUAAUAUGGAUUUAUUUUAGAAAUUUUUAGAAAAGGGUCUAAUAUGGAUUUAUUUACGUAGUCUGUCAGUUGACUAUUCGCCUCUAGUAUUUUGCAGAUAGUUUGAUUUUCCGUCCCGAAGAGGAUUUUUCGUUUUUUUUGCGGUGCAGUCAGACUCUACUCUGUACUCGUAUGCGCUGUGAUGCCUCCUAAAAGAAAAUCCGCCAGCAACGAAGCGUCGGUAUCCGUAGCUGCAUCGCCAGCAAGUGGACGAACCAGAAAAACCAUCAAGGUUCGCAGUCCUCAUAGCCCACAAGAAAGAUCGGGUGCCGAGAUCCCAUCUGCGUCGCCAAAAGAAGAUGGCACAGCAUCCUCUAGGCCGGCGGUGGAUCAGCCGAGCACUACAGAUGCAGGCGAGGAGAAGCUGGUGGUUGCCGAAACUGUUGCUUGGCCAGGGAAUCGAGGCCAUGAGUUAUUGGAUUUCUCCAGUGAGCUGCCAAAGGAAGUUCUAACCAACCUGGAUAUCUUGCUUAAACGGCUCGACGAUCUGAACCAGUUUGUGGAGAACUGGGUAAAGAUCAAUGCAGCGGAGAAAGCGAAACAUUUUUCCACCCCACUGGAAGAAGAAAAUAUGACCUUGUGGAUGUUUAAUGCCGUGGUGUCUCUGGGCGAAGUGUACUGCCGGUUAAAUGGACUGGAUUUGGAAAAGGAGGGCAUUAAUAAAAGAAAGGAAUUGCUGGAGCGUUAUGCCAGGAAAUUUACUGAUUUGGAACCGCAUGCGAGCCUGUUCGCGCGAACGGAGAGCGGUCCCAGCUCUCGCCUGGAUAUUCCAGCAGUGCAGCGAUUUCUCAAGCCGGCACUUGUUGCGGACGAUGGUAACAAGCAGGCUGUGCGUGCAGGCGACACUCCAGGAUUAGAGCCCGAUUCUUCCUCCACAGUGUCUUCACCGGAACUGAAACCGGCUCCGUGAUCGGGGCAUUAUGAAUCGUGUUUCUCCUUGCAGUUGUGUUAGAUCUCAGUUAUGUAGUGGACUGAUAUUAUACUUAAAUAACCACGCUGUAGUACAGCUGGCUUUUCUAUGGAUAUCGUGUGCUUUCUUUUGUGGGGUUCGAGUUUGUGGUGGUGAUCUUUUGAUUUUUGCUGGCUUGGUUUCAAUUGGGCAGUCUUAUUUGUAGCGAUUUUGAAUUUUGCACUGUGAAUUAAUUUUAAGCAGAAGUGCUAUUAAAAUUCACCA
Messenger RNA from Paramacrobiotus metropolitanus, 1272 nucleotides. RefSeq lists its product as uncharacterized. The transcript has 4 exons. The coding region runs from base 241 to 1008 and encodes 255 amino acids. The record is from RefSeq and is a predicted model, not a curated record. NCBI's taxonomy places the organism in Eukaryota, Metazoa, Tardigrada, Eutardigrada, Parachela, Macrobiotidae.